UCAUCAUUGUCAGUUUUAUGUAGUUUCAAAUCUUCUCCUUUUCUUUUUCUUAUUAUUUUCUAGCCUUUUCUCUUGCAAAUUCAUUGAUUUCAGACACAUGGAAAUAGUCACCCUGGGAAGACAUCUGUAUCCUGGAAUGUUGUAUAAUUACUGGAGGAGAAGGAGGGAGUGGAAAAAAGUGUUUAUGUCUGAACUGAAUAUAAGGCCACAAUAACCAGUGGUAUUUCCAUGCAAGUAUCGUCUACUGGAUUAACUUGUAUCCCUGGUACCAGCUGGUUUGUUUGCUGUCGUUGUGACUGCCAAUAAACCUACCUCAACUGAAUCCAGUCUUUCCUUUUCUCUUGCAGCAGUCAUGGAUUCCAGAUGCAUGGAAAUAGCUGCCCUGGGAAGACCUCUGUAUCCUGGAAUGUUGUAUGAUUGCCGGAGCGACUCCUUUAUUCCAGGUGUUACAUUAUGGGAUAAAAAUGCAUUGCAUGAUGACCUUGAUGUACGUCAGAAGCCUAAAACACAUCUGAAAUUUGCUGCCUCUGAUAGUCUCAGUGAUAAGGCAAACCUCCUAGAUAUAAGCACUUCCCUUAAAGCCAGUUUCCUAUGUGGAUUGGUGGAGGUUGAAGGAUCGGCCAAGUACCUGCAAGAUACCAAAUCUUCAGCACGUCAGUGCAGAGUUACUAUGCAGUACAGCCAGACAACAACAUUUGAACAGCUCACUAUGAAGGAGCUUGGUAAUAUCAUCUAUCCACAAGUAUUUGACCAGAAAACAGCCACUCAUGUAGUUACAGCUGUACUGUAUGGAGCUCAGGUUUUUAUGGUGUUUGAUUAUACAAGUGCAGAAAACAAAAGCAAACAGGAAAUUGAAGGUAACCUUCAUGCAGUGGUCAAUAAGAUCCCAACCCUUUCCACUGAGGGGAAAGCAUCCCUUAACAUGACUGAAGAUGAAAAAAAAAUGGCAGAGAAUAUUAGUGUCACAUUUUAUGGUGACAUUAAACUUGAAGAAAACCCCACUACAUACAAGGAAGCCCUGGAAGUGUACAAGAAGGUGCCUGAUCUGAUGAAGCAACAAGGUAAAGGCGUGCCUCUGACAGUGUGGCUGUAUCCUCUCAAUCUUUUGAAUGAUAAGGCUGCACAGUUGUUGAGAGAAAUUGAUUUGAGCCUGGUGUGUGAAACAGAAAGUUUGCUGGAGGAAUUCGGUGAAAUGGAGAGAAUAUGCAAUGAUUUGAUCAAAAGACAAAUAACAGAUGAUUUCCCUGACCUAAAGUACAGGUUGCUAAAGUUUCAGGCAUUACACAGAAAUUAUACAGGUUUGUUAAAGAAGGCACUAUGUAGAGUUCUGCCAGCGAUUCGUGGUGGGACACAAGAGGACCAGGCACUGAGGGACAUCCUGAGCAUCCAUUACACAUCACCCUUUAAUGUAAGCAACAUGAACAAAUGGUUAGAUGACAUUACAACUGAAUUAAAUAUACUGAGCUCCUAUACCACUGGGUUGAAGGACAUCACAGUUGUAAAAUCAUCAGGGUCACUCAAUUCCAUCUGCCUGCAUCCUGAUGUUGAUGUGGUGGUAUGUUUGUCAUUUACAUCUCUAAAGGAUGAUGACUCCUGCCUAGCAGCUCUACAGGACUUUAUCAAAUCGGAAGGAUUUACAAUGAUGGGGCAAACAUGUGAGAGAGAUUCCAUUCUCCAAGCAGCACAGCCUUGGUUCACUUCUCCUGACAUUUCUAAAAGGAUGAAGCAGAAUCUUUCUCUCUUUACUACUUUUGCAAAUGCCAAUAAAAAUGAGAAGAGAAUCAAAUUCACCAUUGCCUCCAUAUCUGAUCCCAGCAAUCCAGGAACCUCCAUCCAACUUUAUCAGAAUGGCUCUCUAACUGAUCUCCAGCCUGUAUCCCAACCUCCCAAACCUGUAGUAGAGACCAGUGAUGGGAAAGUCACCCUGAAGCUUUCAAAAUCCCCAACUGGAGAGACUUUACACUUCAGAGUUGAGUACAGGAUGAAAUCUUCAAAUGAUUCAGCAGCUGAUGUUGAGGAAUGGACAGUCAUAGACACGUCAAAUGCACAGAACACCUUCACAUUGACUGGACUAAAGCCAACAGAACAAUACUGGGUCCGAUACAGAGCUGUUAGUGAUGUGGGAGUGAGUGAAGCCAGCGACUCUGUCCCCUUCACCUUUCAAGGGAGGCUCACUGUGACAGUACACCAAUGGAACUUCUCCAUGCCUUCUCUCAUUACUGAACUCAGGACUAAAAUAAUGACCACUGUCGGCAUGUCACGAUGGUCUCCAUCUACUAUCAAGUCAGAGGUUACAAAUAUUGUCAACAAUCCUAACAUUUCUUACAGUGAGGAAAUCCCUGGAGGGCUGAGAGAGGGAAAAGCUUUGUACUUCCAUGGGGUCGUUUUGUCAAACGGUCAAUCGUUUACGUUGGAUUUUGAAACCGAUGAGGGAGACGUCGCUUUUCACUGUAGGUCCUGGUUCAGUGACUCUAUUCGAUGCAACAGUUAUGUGAAAAAGAUAUGGCAGUAUGAAGAACGUGCACAGUGUAACAUUUCCAAAGGAUCAGCAUUUGACAUUUUUGUUGUGAUCAAAACAGAAGGCUAUGAGGUGUAUGUAAAUGGACAGAAGACUUUCCUGUUCAAUCAUCGCAUACCAAUGGCCAAAGUGAAUGUGUUUAAGAUUCAUGGAGAUGUCAAAAUGAACACUGUUGGUACUGUUGCAAACUGGAGCAAAUCUACUUUUGGUAAGGAACUAGAGACAAACAUCACUCGCACAAAGCGUUCAGACAUCCAGUCUAAUGUGCCACAUCCAGUCUGCAACCCUAGCAAGCAUUAUUUGAGAUCAAUCCCUGGAGGCUUGAGACCUGGUCUGGCGUUGUUCUUCCAAGGGGUUGUUCCAUCAGAUUGGGAACAGUUUUCAAUAAAUUUGAAGGCUGGCCUGUCUGACCAACAUGACAUCGCUUUUCACUUCAACCCCUGUAUAUACUCUGUGGUCCUUAAAAGCCGCUUGAAUGGGACAUGGGAACAGAAUUGGGUGGAGACAUCAGGAGGCCCAUUUGUCUGUGGAGCAGCUUUUGAUAUCUUCGUGGUCAUUAACCCAGAAUGCUAUGAGGUGAUGGUGAAUGGCCUGGGGUGCUACACGUUCGAGCACCGUGUACCGGUGGACAAAGUGACUACACUUUACAUUGAUGGAGACGUCUUCAUGAACAGCUUUGCCAUUACUGAAGUGGGUGAUAUGAACCUGAAAGUCACCUUCCCUGCAAAUAUUUGAGGCUUUGCAUCGGCUCCAAAAUCACUGCCUGUCUUUUUUUUAUUAUAUUCUAUAUACAGUACCAAAAGUAUAUCACAGUUUGUGCACAUGGUCUGUCUAUUUUAUUAAUAGUCCGCUCCUAUAUAUUAACGGUCCUUUUUUCCCUACUGAGCAUUCUUAUGUGAUUUUUCUUGCUUAUUAUUGUUAGAACCAAUUUCUAUAUAUUCUUUGUUAUAGUUAUUAUACCUUUGUUACAGUAAAUGAUACAGGUCAUUUGUAUUAGCUGUCUAGAUAAAGACAUUUUUGAAGCAUUAAUCAGCAUUAGCACAUUAAAACAAUUAAUCCAUGGCUAACACACGGUAAAUUCGAAGGAUUUCUGUUUAAAAUUUGGAGACGUGUACUCUCAAAAGACAUAUCCUUUUAGAUAGAUCCAUUUUAUAUUAACAGAGACUAUAAACAUAAAUUCAGUGAAACAGUGGUUUGAGAAUUAGAUAUUAGAACAAAGCAAUUAGUUACUUGUUCUUAUAAUAAUAAAACAAAAAUAAUUCCUCCAUUCUAACACCAAAUACAUGGUGGAAGUGGACAGAGUUUCUAAUUUAAUGGGGCGGUGCACGUCGUUUGAGAAAUACUCAAAAGAAAAACUGAGCUGGGCCGACAAACAAAACAAACGUGUAGCCAAUGAGCAGAAAGGGGCGUGUCUUCUCAAUAUGGGCGGAGAGAGUGUUCAGUGCACAUGUCUGACAUUAGCAGAAAGGGAUUGAAACAUUGACAU
Messenger RNA from Tachysurus fulvidraco (yellow catfish), 4004 nucleotides. RefSeq names its product neoverrucotoxin subunit beta-like. The transcript has 12 exons. Lineage: Eukaryota; Metazoa; Chordata; Actinopteri; Siluriformes; Bagridae. The coding region runs from base 353 to 3253 and encodes 966 amino acids. Gene Ontology annotation, molecular function: protein binding; carbohydrate binding. The record is from RefSeq and is a predicted model, not a curated record.